Messenger RNA from Gamsiella multidivaricata, 2426 nucleotides. RefSeq lists its product as uncharacterized. The record is from RefSeq and is a predicted model, not a curated record. The transcript has a single exon. Bases 408 to 2216 code for a protein of 602 amino acids. Lineage: Eukaryota; Fungi; Mortierellomycota; Mortierellomycetes; Mortierellales; Mortierellaceae.
CCAACCUUGUCCUCAUUCGCAUUCCUGCUGUCAUCCACAUUCCUUAGUUCAUUCUUUUUUCAUCACUGUUUUGUAUUGCCCAGGCUGCAGGCGGAGGUGUUGAAGGGGUCUCAGGAACAGGAAUAAAUCUCACUGCACUGCACAGUUAGUACACUUCAGCCAUGGCACUCAAGCUAUCGGACGCAUCGCAAGACAGUAACCACCACAACGCCAUGUCCUUGCUGAAAAAGACCGCCACCAGCACUGCCACGACAACUGCCUCAUCGAGCAGUGCGCAACUACCACGUAGCCUAUGGACAAGCAACGACAGUGCCUUGACAGAAACAGAACACAUCGAUCACCCUCAGAGUCCCUCUUCUUUCGCUACCGUCAGUGGCAAUGCCAUUGGUUCGGCCUUUACUUCUACCAUGAAGGGUGUCUCCAACGACGGUAGCCGACAGAGCCACCGUCAGUCUGCAUUUUUUUCACCUCCACUCACGUCUACCUAUCCGCCGUCACCGGGGUCUUUUUCCGUGUCGAAUUCGCCUCUCCAGGAACGCUGCGAAGCACUCGAAUCUGAGCUGUCUGAGUUACGAAACCGAUUCCAGCGAUCGGAACAACACUUAACCGUUCGGGAGAAACGUCUUUCGCAGGCGCAGCAAAAAUCGCACAAUACGGAGCAGUCAUUACGGACAUUGAAACAGCAGCACGAGAUGACCUUGAUCCGGCUAUCGAAGGUACAAGCCGAAGCGACUCAGUCCAGGACACUUUUGGAAGAAAAACACAAGGAGAUUCAAGAAUUGAAGACACAAGUCCAACACCAGGCCCGCGAUCUUAAGGAGGCUGUCAUGGAACGGGACUCGCUGUCGCUGGAAAUGGUCGAUUGCCAUGCGGACAAUGCAAAGUUUCUGAGACGGCUUAGGACUUCGAACGAUAAGACGGAUCAGUUACAGGACGAGAACCGCCAUCUGAUCGAACAACUACGGGAGCUGCGCGCUAGAAUUGUGGAAAUCUUGGAUGAGAGGGCAAAGUUGUCGGACACGCUGGGUCGGGAACGGUACCGGGCUGGACAGGCUGCGCUGGAACUGGAGAGGGUGGUGGCAAGGUACAGGGAUGAGGUCGAGAGGCUACAGGAUCUGGUGCUGGCGAUGGGGCAUAAGCAUGUCCAGGUCCAAAGACAGCUCGCGUUUCUUCAGCAGCAAGCACAGGCGCAGAUGCAGAUGGGGCAGAAACAGCAGUUGGCGAUCGAGCAUCCGGAUUCGCAGGGACAGGAACAGGCGCAGGCACUUGUUCACCGCCCUUCUUCGGCCUCUUCAGCAUUGUAUUCGCCCUCGACCCAUUCUUCUGUGACUGGUGGUGCAUCAUCGCAUUCGACAUCGGCUUUAUCUUCCCACGGAGGACUCGUUCUUGGCGACGGUGCCCUAGCAUCGAUCUUGUCCUCGGUUGCAGCCAGUUCUCAUUCCCGCCGGUCCAAGCCAACGCGUCGGUUCACUAUGAAUGCGUUGCCCAAAGAGGCGCCUCAAACGCUGGAGCAACGAAAGUGUGAAUUAUUGAUGGACCAGAUAACGGUGCUUCAACGAGGACACGACAAUUUGCGGCAGGAAAAGAUUACGCUGGAGCUGCAACUUGAUCUGAUGCAGCGGCAACAUGGGUUUCAACAGCAGCAACGAGAGAGACGCAGGGGCCCGCAACGCAAAGCCCUUGGUCAUGACACACCACAACAACAGCAACAGCAACAGCAACAGCAACAACAGCCGCAAAAAAAUUAUACUUCAACAACAAUACCAGUAACAGGAACCGAAUCUAGUAAGGGCCUGUUGUCAUCAAACACGGUGGUGGAGCAGUGUGCACAGGUCGAUGAGGCAACCGAGAAGAACAGGCAGGCGAAAGAUUUGCAGAUUCAGGGGGCUCUGGCGUCACUGGAACCGAAGCGUGAUAGUCCCAAUGUGAAUAUCUCAAGUCGUGGAAAAUUGAAAUACCUGGAUCGGUUGCGACUGCCGCAUGAGACGCAGCAACAGGUACUACAGCAGGCAGAGUCGUCUGGAUCUUCGUCAUCAGCUUCUACGCCGUCACCGUUGUUGAGUUCUUCUGCGAGUCCGGCAGCGCAGAGCAAGUCGUUGAAGCAUUAUACCCAGGAGCGGGAGUACCCUCAGCAUCGGAUACCUCGGAUCGUGGAUCAGGUCGAGUAUGAUGUCCAGAGGUGCAGUUGCUGCAUGGGCACGCUGAUCGAGAUCUGAUCUCAAUAGGAGGUAAAGAAACCGGGGAGACAAGAAAUGUCCUAACCUUCAGCUUGUUUUGGCGAUGAAGAUCCAAUAAACAGAAACGCCGACCGAGUGCUCAUCGUACGCCUCAAUCCUUUCUCCUCAUUUGCUCCUCUGACUUGAAUGUGAUGCAAAAUAAAGCAAGCCAAAUUUGAGCGCUCGUGCGUCCAUGCAUGCAUAGACAAC